Molecule: messenger RNA, 1634 nt
Organism: Erigeron canadensis
Lineage: Eukaryota; Viridiplantae; Streptophyta; Magnoliopsida; Asterales; Asteraceae
Product: elongation factor 1-alpha
Exons: 3
Coding region: 92-1441 (449 amino acids)
Biological process (GO): translational elongation; translation
Molecular function (GO): GTP binding; GTPase activity; translation elongation factor activity
Source: RefSeq, a predicted model, not a curated record
UCUUAUAAAAUCUCUCUUUGCAGCUCACUCUUUCCAUUCUUCAUUUUCCUCCAUCUAAUUUCUGCACACACACACACAAACUUCUCUCAGGAUGGGUAAGGAAAAAAUCCAUGUGAGCAUUGUUGUUAUUGGACAUGUCGACUCUGGCAAGUCCACCACUACAGGUCACUUGAUCUAUAAGCUUGGAGGUAUUGACAAGCGUGUCAUUGAAAGAUUUGAGAAGGAAGCUGCUGAAAUGAACAAACGUUCAUUCAAGUACGCAUGGGUUCUUGACAAACUUAAGGCAGAGCGUGAACGUGGUAUUACCAUUGAUAUUGCCUUGUGGAAGUUUGAGACCACCAAGUACUACUGCACGGUCAUUGAUGCCCCUGGACAUCGUGAUUUCAUUAAGAACAUGAUUACUGGUACUUCCCAGGCUGACUGUGCUGUUCUCAUCAUUGACUCUACCACUGGUGGUUUUGAAGCUGGUAUUUCCAAAGAUGGACAGACCCGUGAGCACGCUCUCCUUGCUUUUACUCUUGGUGUCAAGCAAAUGAUUUGCUGUUGUAACAAGAUGGAUGCUACCACACCUAAGUACUCUAAGGCAAGGUACGAUGAAAUUGUGAAGGAAGUGUCUUCAUACCUCAAGAAGGUUGGAUACAACCCAGACAAAAUUGCAUUUGUGCCCAUCUCUGGUUUUGAGGGUGACAAUAUGAUUGAGAGGUCUACAAACCUUGACUGGUACAAGGGUCCAACCCUUCUCGAGGCUCUUGAUGCUAUCAAUGAGCCCAAGAGACCAUCAGACAAGCCACUCCGUUUACCACUUCAGGAUGUUUACAAGAUUGGAGGUAUUGGAACUGUGCCAGUGGGACGUGUGGAGACUGGUAUCAUCAAGCCUGGUAUGGUGGUUACUUUUGGACCAACUGGUUUGACAACUGAAGUUAAGUCUGUUGAGAUGCACCAUGAAGCUCUACAAGAGGCUCUUCCUGGUGACAAUGUUGGUUUCAAUGUUAAGAAUGUUGCUGUCAAGGAUAUCAAGCGUGGGUAUGUUGCAUCCAACUCCAAGGAUGACCCUGCUAAGGGUGCUGCCAGUUUCACUUCUCAGGUUAUCAUCAUGAACCACCCGGGUCAGAUUGGAAAUGGUUAUGCUCCAGUGCUUGAUUGCCACACCUCACACAUUGCUGUUAAGUUCUCUGAAAUCUUGACCAAGAUUGACAGACGAUCAGGAAAGGAAAUUGAGAAGGAGCCCAAGUUCUUAAAGAAUGGAGAUGCUGGUAUGGUUAAGAUGCUUCCCACCAAGCCCAUGGUUGUUGAGACAUUCGCAGAGUACCCACCACUUGGAAGAUUUGCAGUGAGAGACAUGCGUCAGACCGUUGCUGUUGGUGUUAUCAAGAGUGUGGACAAGAAGGACCCAACCGGAGCCAAGGUGACCAAGGCAGCAGCCAAGAAGGGAGCCAAGUGAUCUGUUCUUGUUUGAGUAUGGAGUCUUUAAUUUUUCUGUUGUUUCAUUUACUAGUUUUGAACCUUAUAUUUUGUUUGAAGAGUUUUGGUAUUACAUCCCUGGAACCUUCAUUCUUGUGAAGGUUUUUGAGGGUUUCAGACUUUGUUGUGGAAUUUUAUAGUAGGUGGUGGUUAAAACAAUUUGAAAUUUGCUA